UUCUUAGGUUUUCACGCACAUCACCCAUUAAAUACUAUAUUUCAAAAAAAAAUAUAGUAGGCGAAACUACUAUCUUUUGCUUACAGCAGAUAUGUACAGUAAUGGCUUUCUUAAAAAAUAAAAAAAAUAUUAUGAUGGCAUCGAGCAGCAAUUAUACAUUUGCCAUCGACUAUAUUUUUAGAGGUAACGGUACUGUAUGUGAUAGAAAUAAAGGUGGUAACCCUUGUGGUGAUGGAAAAAUCUUACAAUUUUUAAGCUUCCAUCUGUCAAGUCCGUUCCGUCUGAAAAGAAACUUCGUUCCAAUACUUUUUGUCUUGAAAACUUUUUUCGAUUUCUGUAAGAAAAAGAAAGUUACAGAGCAAAUUAGAAACUUAACUAACUAAAUAUUAUAUAACCUUAAUUAUCUUAACUACAACUCCAUUCCAUAGCGGUGCAGGCGGUUGUUCCAAUUUUCCGCUGAAAAAUUGCUAAAAUUUUCAUGGUCACUGAUAUUAUAGUACCUAAUUUAUGUUAUUUACGGGACACUUGCAACAGUGCAGAAACAUCGGAGAUUAACAAAUACAAGAAACAUGGUUGCAAUCCCAUAUAACAUAAAUUACUAUAAUAUCAUUUCACAAAGGUUCGUAGGACCGAGGAAAACCGUUACCAUAAUUUUUAGUGUCAGUCUUUUACGAAAUGAUAAAUGAUAGUAAUAAUAAUAUAUACUUAUGUAUAUUUUACAAGAAUAUGUAUGAAUAACAUACAACGAUUUAUCGGAAUAAGCAAAUGCACAUCAAUCAUAACAUAAUUGAAAUAGCUCAGUCAGAGCAUUGAAGAUUUGAGACAAGGAUUUUAUGCGUCACUCCGGAACUGCAUCCGUUCGCUCUGAGAGACCGCGUCGGUGGAGGGAGAACCUUACACCCUGCGAUAUAUAAUGCCUGCACAGUCAGCACCUGGCAAGUGUUUACGCAACCACUACAGUAUGAAGGUUUUGGUGUGUUUGUUAGUGCUGGCAGUGGCUGCACACGCUGGGUUCAUCGGUGGCGGUGGCGGAGGCGGGUGGAGGGGCGGUGGCGGUGGUGGGUGGAGGCGCAGCGGCGGCGGCGGUGGCUGGUCCGGCGGCGGCGGCGGCGGGUACGGGGGAGGCGGCUUCGGAGGCGGCCACGGAGGCGGGGGACAAAUAAGAGUUGUUAAAGUCAUCAGUUCCGGUGGGGGAGGUGGUGGGUUCGGCGGUGGUCAUGGGGGCUGGUCCGGCGGUGGCGGCGGGUUCGGCGGCGGCGGUGGCGGGUUCGGCGGCGGUGGCGGGUACGGCGGCGGCGGCUGGAGGAGAAGCGGCGGGGGCUCCUCCGGUUGGUGGGGAUGAUACACGUCUAUUGUGAUACCUACAACACUAAUAAAACUUUAUUUAUAUACCUUGGACUUUAUUUUAUAAUGGCACGUUGUUGAACGACACCACACUAUACCUUCUUUAUCGUUUAAAGCUCAGAAGAGUCGCGGUCAAAUCAUAUUAGCGAAGCUAAGCGGCGAGAGCGAAAAUCGACGUUUUCAACUUAGCAGCCAUCCUCCUCAUCAAUACUUAUGAAGUGAACGAUAAAUGAAUCAGAAAGUGUCAUCUUCAGCAGCGCAGUCAACAUAGGACCUUGAUAAGUGGAAUAUGCUUAAAUUAGCUAAAUGUUUGCUUUAUAAGUUCAUAUUUACAAUUUGUUCUCGUAGAUUGAUUAGGUAUUUUAAUCGAUAAUCUGGUGGGACUGCGGUUAGGACUAGAAUAUCCCAAAUUUUCGGGAAAAUACUCAAUUUUUAAGAGUUAUAUUUAAAAAUAUGUCAGGCUUGCAGAGUUUAAGAACCAUUCAUAUUGUAGAGAUUUUUUAUAAUUUAAAAUGCAUAUCUGAUUUUAUAGAUAGGAUGGCCUUUCAAAAGUUCGGGGGUUUUGGCGGACCACGCAGUUAGCACAGGUCUUUCGAAGCUGCAAAAUUGUUAUUACACUGGUGGUAUCUAUCCUAACAACAUACCAAAAAUUUGUAAAGUGCAAUUUAACCUACCAUGUCUUAAAUGUCUUGCCUAUAGAACCGUUUAUUUCAUUAGAUGAUUAGUGAACGCGCGAGCAUCUGUAUUUGUUAGUUCUUUUAUAUCUUAUUAUAAAGUUGCGGAGAUAUUAAAGUUUGUUAAGGUUACUUACUACUAAACAACAAUCACGAAAGUUAUUGAAUAAUUUUAAUAGCAAAUCAACAUUAGAUUAAAAUGCUCAAGGUAUAAUGUAUCCACUUCUUUGCUUUAAAAAUAUAUCGUUACAACGGACCUUGCUAUUAGUUAUUUUAUUCAUUCGUCAGUGAUUACACUCAAAAGAUUUACGAAUAACAGACAUAGUUGAAUACAAAAUAUUAAGAUACAUAGCAGGUUUCCCGCUCGACAUGGAGCGCCCGCCCAUCUGAAUAAAAGAUGGGAUUUUUGGAUAUUCAGCGCUUCAGGGGUUUAAUUAGGGAAAUUUCGUUAUUUUUCAAGAAAGAAAUGUGAAAAAAGAAAUGUAGUUAAGCUUAUUAUAUUUUUAAUUUAAGCUACAUGCUAGAUUUAUAAAUCUAUUGAAAAUAUUAUUAAAAAAAAUAAACGCGGUCCAGGCAUCAUCUGCCCGGAUAGCGGAUGGUGCGGGUUCAAAGUCCCGUCUGACCGCGUGGAUUUUUUUCUAGUAAUAUUUUGUACAAGUUACUUAGUUGUUAAUUAGGUGUCUAGUCUGGUUACUUAUAAUACCAGAAAAAUACAGUAUUUUUUGGA
Molecule: messenger RNA, 2745 nt
Organism: Chilo suppressalis (striped riceborer)
Lineage: Eukaryota; Metazoa; Arthropoda; Insecta; Lepidoptera; Crambidae
Source: the annotation of a GenBank genome assembly